Molecule: messenger RNA, 1293 nt
Organism: Saccharomyces kudriavzevii IFO 1802
Lineage: Eukaryota; Fungi; Ascomycota; Saccharomycetes; Saccharomycetales; Saccharomycetaceae
Gene: RAM1
Product: protein farnesyltransferase
Exons: 1
Coding region: 1-1293 (430 amino acids)
Biological process (GO): protein farnesylation
Cellular component (GO): protein farnesyltransferase complex
Molecular function (GO): protein farnesyltransferase activity
Source: RefSeq, a predicted model, not a curated record
AUGCAGCAGAGGCUGAGAAGAUCCUUAACUAGGGCUAAAUUCAUAAACACUGCAUUGUUGGGAAGGAAAAGGCCAGUUAUGGAAAAAGUUAUCCAUGUAGCAGAUUUGGAUUCAGAUCAAACAAUCCAGCCAUUGAUAAAAGAGCUAGAAACAGUUACUACGGAAGCACGGCAUGAAGUGCUACAAAGUGUAUUGGAUAUAUAUAAUGAUGACGAAAAUGGUGACGAGCCUAUCCUCAUGAAGGAUUUCCACAAGAUGUAUUUAGAUGUUGCCUUUGAAAUUUCGUUACCUUCACAAAUGACCGUUUUAGAUGCUUCUCAACCAUGGAUGUUAUAUUGGGUCGCUAACUCUUUGAAGGUAAUGGCUAAAGACUGGCUCACAGAUGACGUCAAAAGAAAAAUCGUGGAUAAGCUAUUUGCUAUUAGCCCUUUAGGAGGGCCCUUUGGUGGGGGGUUGGGCCAAUUAUCUCAUUUGGCCAGCACAUAUGCUGCGAUAAACGCUUUAUCCCUUUGUGAUAACAUAGAUGGCUGCUGGGACAGAAUCGAUCGAAAAAAAAUUUACGAAUGGUUGCUAUCGUUGAAGGAGCCUAAUGGAGGUUUUAAGACUUGUUUGGAAGUUGGGGAAGUAGAUACAAGAGGUGUAUACUGUGCCUUAGCUAUCGCAUCGCUAUUAAAUAUGCUUACGGAUGAGCUUUCUGAAGGCGUAUUGAGUUAUUUAAAAAGUUGCCAAAACUACGAGGGCGGGUUUGGCAGUUGUCCUCACAUAGAUGAGGCACACGGAGGAUACACCUUCUGUGCCACAGCAAGUCUAGCUAUUCUGAGGUCUAUAAAUCAAAUAGAUGUAGAGAGACUGCUGGAAUGGUGUAGUGCCCGUCAACUGCAAGAAGAGCGAGGAUUUUGCGGAAGAAGUAACAAACUCGUUGACGGUUGCUACAGUUUCUGGGUAGGUGGCUCAGCUGCAAUACUCGAGUCUUUGGGUUAUGGCCAGUGUUUCAGUAAACAAGCUCUUAGGGACUACAUAUUGUACUGUUGUCAAGAAAAAGAGCAGCCUGGCUUGAGAGAUAAACCGAGGGCACACUCUGAUUUCUACCACACAAACUAUUGCCUUUUAGGCCUAGCAAUGACGGAGAAUUCCUACACUUGUGCUUCAAAUGAUCCUCCAUACAAGAUGAAGUGUGACUCAAACGACCAGAUUUCGUCAUCUGGACUCACUCAUGUCAACCCAGUUUAUGGUUUACCCAUGAAAAACGUAAAGAACUUUAUUGAUCAUUUUGAUUCCGCUCUCCCCUCCUGA